This is a messenger RNA of Pimephales promelas (fathead minnow), 859 nucleotides long. The record is from RefSeq and is a predicted model, not a curated record. NCBI's taxonomy places the organism in Eukaryota, Metazoa, Chordata, Actinopteri, Cypriniformes, Leuciscidae.
GGAGGGGCUCGAGGUUGGCUCCUCCCCUCGCGCUUUUUAGCCCUUGACGUAUGAAGAGGACGGUAGCAACAGUUGCCUCGAGACCCCCGCUCGCCAUAGUGACUGUAGUCGUGGAGACAGUUACUUACCAACGGGAGCAACACUCAGCAACAGCAGCAGCAGCAGCAACUGGAGGAGAGAGAGAGGGAAAAGAACAGUAAAGCCAGGGCAGAUCUAAGCAAAAGUCUGAGGAGAAACCAUGCAGCGGUCAGAGGGCAGCUCAGAGUCGGCGUCCACUGUGGCGCUGCGGACGUCCACUUCAGCCCAGGCGCCGGUGGUUCAGCCCGUUCCCGCCUCGCAACAGCGUGUGUUAGUUCAGGCCACCGGCUCUUCCCAGAAGGGAGCUCAGGUGCAGCAGUUGCCAGUGCCUAGAGUGCAACAGGUCCCUCAGCAGGUUCAACAGGUUCAGCAUGUGUACCAGUCCCAGGUGCAGUACGUGGAGGGAGCAGAGGCCGUCUACCCCAAUGGCACAAUUCGUACUGCCUACUCAUACAACCCUGAGUCCCAGCUGUAUGGACAGGGCAGCGGAAGCAACUAUUUCGACUCUCAAGCGGGGGGAACUCAGGUUACCACUGUUGUCUCGUCUGCUGGUGGAGUGCCUGCCCACAGCAUGGUGGGAAUCGCCAUGGAUGUGGGCGGCAGUCAGAUCAUUUCCAGCGGCAGUGCCUACCUGAUUCACGGCGGGAUGGAGGGCGGCCGCCACCACACCUCUCACUCCUCACGCUCCUCAUCUGCAAUGGUACAGUGCACUGUGCUGAAAUCCCUCAAUACUGUUCCACUAGUGACCUGGGGGAGUUACUCAGUUACUUUGAGAUCAUAG